Molecule: messenger RNA, 708 nt
Organism: Diospyros lotus (date-plum)
Lineage: Eukaryota; Viridiplantae; Streptophyta; Magnoliopsida; Ericales; Ebenaceae
Exons: 2
Coding region: 1-708 (235 amino acids)
Source: RefSeq, a predicted model, not a curated record
AUGGUAGAGGUUCCACCGGAAAGGUUUCGUAUCCCCUCCAUCAAGCUCUAUGAUGGAAGUACAGAUCCCUAUGACCACGUCGAGCUUUUCUCCUCUCACAUGCUGGUGCAAUCGGGGUCGAACGCGAUGUGGUGGCGGGCAUUUUCGGUUACUCUGGGAGGACAUGCCUGGACCCGGUACUCCUGCCUUCCCCAUCGUUCCAUCAACCGCUGGGAAGAGCUGAAGACCUGUUUCUUAGCUCACUACGCUCCCUUGAAGAGCCACCGAAAGUCUUCCAUGGCUCUGACUCCGCCUCGUACUUUCACAGAGGCCCUAGCCCGGGCUAAUAAGUACAUCAACGCUGAAGAAGUGAUGAAGGUGAAGCGGGCAGAACAACCUGACAGGAAGGAAAGAGAAAAGGAGAAGAAAAAGCCGGUGGUAGAGCAGAAGACGGACUAUCGCCCCUCCCGAGCUCCCGAUCGCCCGGGUUUUGGGGGUGCACGUGGAAGCCCGGUGAAUUACACUCCCCUCAAUACAAGUCGAGCAGAGAUUCUCCUGGCAUUGGAGGAUAAGAAUUAUUUACGGCGUCCUCCCCCGCUGAAAUCUCCACCCAACACUCGAAGCAAAAAGAAGUAUUGCCGUUUUCACCGUGACCACGGCCAUGAUACUGAAGAUUGCAUCCAACUGAAAGAAGAAAUACAAGAGCUUAUCAACCGAGGAUACCUCUAG